Zingiber officinale is the source of this 1251-nucleotide messenger RNA. RefSeq lists its product as uncharacterized. The coding region runs from base 314 to 922 and encodes 202 amino acids. The record is from RefSeq and is a predicted model, not a curated record. The transcript is spliced from 3 exons. Lineage: Eukaryota; Viridiplantae; Streptophyta; Magnoliopsida; Zingiberales; Zingiberaceae.
GACCGACUCCGCUCCCCGCUUUGGUGUGCGCUUUUUAAUUAUUUCCCGGCGCCGAUUCGUUGGCGUGCGCAGCGAAGGAGAAGCAAAAUAGAUCUCCGAGUUCAACGCAAGUACCACUGUCGCUGCCAUUUUUGUCAAAUCUCUCCGCUUCUGUUUCUGUGUCCGUGAUCCCAUUCGAGAGUUUCUGUCACUGCAUGCAGGAAGUUGAAUUCAUGGAUUGAAGAGAAAAAUUUUGAUGUUUAAGAAAGCAAUACAUCUGGGCAUUAAAAAACUUGAUGUGGCUUCAGCUAAUUGGCUGUAGUGAACUGUGGAAAUGCUUUUGACUGUUGAAGGAGGAGGAUUCUUUUCUUCUUCUGCAUCGGGAUAUACCAAUGGUCUUGCCCUUUUGCUUUUUGGGAGGAAAAAUGAACAGCCCAUGAAAGUUUCACCUUGGAGUAGUUACCAGUUAGUGGAGCAUGAAUUUGAGCCCGAACCUCAGUCAACUACCACAAAAACCCAAGGAUCUGGGGGCUGCAUUUCCUUCAAUUGCUUUAGGCAUGCUCAUGCACAACUUGAUGGGCAAUCUCCAAGCAAAAUUCGCCUAGUUAAACAAUCUGAAAUUUCAACUGAUAUCUCUUCUGACACAAGCAAGACAACAGCAAGUGAUACUUGUUACAAGAGUGACAGAAAGCCUUGCCUAAAGGAUAAGCUAAAGAAACCUUCCAGAGAUUGUUCCACAUACAGAGAUGUUGAUGCCAAUGAGCUCAUAGAGCAAAAUGAAACUGAGACAUCUUGUUGCACUGUGGGUAGAAAAGUUCAGUGGACAGAUAAAUGUGGCAAAGAACUUGUUGAGGUCAGAGAAUUUGAGCUCAGUGAUUAUGGUGUAUCCGACGAUGAAUUUGAACACGAAAAAUUGAGAAGAUGUGAAUGUGUAAUUCAGUAAAUUUGCAUUUGCCAUGCCUAUGUAAAGGCAAACAGAUCCGCGUAUCACAUAAUUUACUACAUCCACUGUGCCACUGCUCCAUUACAAUGAUCAAGGAUGCCCAUUCAAGUGUUACGAGGAACCUCAGGACUGCAGUGAGGCAGCCUUUGUUUUUGGUAAUUUUUUUUCUGUCCAUGUAUCCUUGCCCUCCUGAUUCUUUGGAGGUUUUUUGAACGUUGGUAAUCUAUGUGUAAUCUCUCGGUCGAGUCAUUCAGUGUUUCCUUUUCUCAACAACGUGCUAUUGUAUUAGAAUUGCUAUGAGAUAAAAUCAAUGAUUUUGUUAUAGAAUA